CAAGCAAAACACCCAAGAAUCCCUAAUUUCCACUGGAAGCCACUUGCGUUGUUUUGAUUUCUUUUUCUCUUUGCUUCCCUGCUUGCCAAAUAACCAGUUCUCCUUGCACCCAUUGCUACCCAGGAAUUGUUAUGAAGGGAAGGACCGACCUGAGCAAACAUUUCCUUUUGCUGCAGCCUUACACAGGCAUUGCCCUAAUGGGGUAUCUGGGGCCGUGUGUCACCACAUGGAAAAUUUGGGUUGUUUUAAAGAAAAUGCUUCAUUCUAAUGAUACCAUGUAUUAUAAUAACCCUAAACAAACAUCUUGCAUAACGAGAGGGGUAGAAAUGUUUAAUGCAUAAAGCUUUGGAAUCCUUAUAUGGAACUAUAAGGGAGGUGAGAACAAAAAAGGGAGAAUGAGCCCUGAAAGCUAAGUGCUGUUCAUCCCUCACCCUGUCCUGCCCUGUACCCCCUUCCUGGCCCCGCAAUUACCACCCGGCCCCAGGGGCUGUCUUAUCGCCAGCAUCACGGAGCGGGGCGGCAGCUUCGCAAAUGGCGGAGGUGGAGAUGGCAGGGUCCCCGGUCCACCCCAUCGUCAUCGAGGGAAGGGAGGAAGGAGGAGUUACAUUCCCGAGCCUUUUAAUCCAGUCGUGCUGGUUCACCUACAAAACUGGGCAACCAGGCAGCAACCUCCUUCACAUGCAGCUGCCGUCGCCAUCACACCAUGUCCCAGCGCCAGGUUGUGCAGAUGUCUACCAGUCAUGCCAGCUACGGAGUCUGUGUACUGGGCACCGAAGUCUUCCUUGACACCCACCGAUCGACCCCUAAGGGUGCCACGUCAUUUGAUGUUCAUGCUACCUCUGCAGUCACGGUCCACAUCAUCCACAGCCCCAUGAUAAAACCCAUGCUUAACUCCAGAUGGCCAGUGGAUCCCGAUAUAGAGGUUGUAGUGACCAUUGGUGUCACCAGCAAGACUGUCAAUGACAAUAAGGUUAAGAUUUCGUACUACGGACGGGAAGAGAAUGAGAUUUCGGUGGCAUGGUUGUACCUCACCUGUGUAGAUAUAUCUCUGGACGUGGACGUGAACCGUAAUGGCAGAGUGAGGAGCAAAGGGAAGGACAAGGCCAACUGGACAUGGGGACCAGAUGGGCAAGGGGCCGUGCUGUUGGUCAACUGCGACAAGGACAGCCCCAGCACGGUGGGGACAGACUGCAGCCAGGUGGACAUACAGACCCCUUCAGACCUGCAGGACAUGUCUGUGAUGCUACUGCGGACUCAAGGUCCCAGCAAUAUCUUUGCUGACUACCAGCUUGUCCUACAUGUCUCCGAGUCAGAUGCGGACAAGGUGCGGGUUUUCCAUGCUGUCCGGAGUGACUCACACCCCCAGUACAAACCCGUUCUGGGGCCGGGCAAGCUCUCCUGCGUGCUAGACUAUGUCAGAAGUGGAGAAAACACCUUCUACGUGGAAGGGUUGGCUUUCCCUGAUGCAGGUUUCUCUGGGUUGGUUUCUAUCAGCGUCAGCUUGCUGGAGGUGCCCCAUAAGUAUUCUCCUGGGACCCCCAUUUUCACAGAUACAGUGGUUUUCCGCAUGGCGCCCUGGAUAAUGACACCCAACACCCAGCAGCCCCUGGAGGUGUUUGUCUGCAGCAUCAAGAGGGGAAUCAACUCCAAUGAAGUCUUUCUGGAGGAGCUCCAGGCGCUGCUGAGGAAAGCCAACUGCAAAAUGACCAUCUGCUCUGAGGUUGAAAGCCGCAGUGACCGCUGGAUCCAGGACGAGCUGGAGUUUGGCUACGUGGAGGCACCACACAAGUCCUUCCCUGUGGUCUUCGACUCGCCCAGGAACAGAGGCUUGAAAGACUUUGCUUUUAAGAAGAUCCUGGGUCCUGAUUUUGGCUACGUGACCCGUGUGCCCCCUGGAUGUGACGCCUGCAGCCUUGACUCCUUUGGCAACCUGGAUGUGAGCCCUCCGGUGACAGUGCGAGGCAAGGAGUAUCCACUGGGACGCAUCCUCAUCGGCAGCCCCCUGCCCUGGGCCUCCGGCCGUCGGAUGUCGAAGGUGGUCAGGGAUUUCCUUUACGCCCAGAAGGUGCAGGCGCCAGUGGAGGUUUACUCAGAGUGGUUGAGCGUGGGCCACGUGGACGAGUUCCUCACCUUCGUCCCCACGUAUGACAGAAAGGGAUUCCGGCUCCUUUUGGCCAGCCCCACCGCCUGCUUCAAGCUCUUCCAGGAGAAGCAGAGGCAGGGACACGGCGAGGCCACACAGCUCGUGGGGAUGGUGGGCAGUGAGCGAAGGAGCAUUGAUGACAUCUUGGCAGAUGAAAGGCUGAGGAAUGACAACAAACAUGUGCAGCGCUGCAUCGACUGGAACCGCAACCUGCUCAAGCGUGAGCUGGGGCUGAGUGAACAGGACAUCAUUGACAUCCCCCAGCUCUUCAUCCUGCGGGGUUCCCGUGCAGAAGCCUUCUUCCCAGACAUGGUGAACAUGCUGGUGCUGGGCAGACACCUGGGCAUCCCCAAGCCCUUUGGGCCCUUGAUAGCUGGCCAGUGCUGCCUGGAGGAGCGGGUGCGGGCACUGCUGCAGCCCCUGGGGCUCUCUUGCACCUUCAUCAACGACUUCUUUUCCUACCAUGUCCUUUCUGGAGAUGUGCACUGCGGCACCAAUGUCCGCCGUAAGCCCUUGGCUGUCAAAUGGUGGCAUGUGGUGCCCUAAGUACCCAGGAAGGGUUUCUGGUCCUUCCCAAUGGGGGAUUUGGAGCAUCUCGAAAUAAAGUGUUUUGUCAAUGUGUGCACUGAGGGUACAGUUUUCCCUUGUGCCCCAUCCUGUCAUUGGGUUGGAAUACUGUUGGAGACAUUUUUCUUGUGGGAAGGGUCUUUGCGAGCAUGUUGCAUGCAUGGUGGCACACACUGAACUGCCAGCAUCUCAGUGAUUUGGGGUCUUACAGUCCCUUGUCCCAGUUUCAUGCUAA
Messenger RNA from Numida meleagris (helmeted guineafowl), 2945 nucleotides. RefSeq names its product protein-arginine deiminase type-1-like. Gene Ontology annotation, molecular function: calcium ion binding; protein-arginine deiminase activity. The transcript has 16 exons. Bases 704 to 2689 code for a protein of 661 amino acids. The record is from RefSeq and is a predicted model, not a curated record. Lineage: Eukaryota; Metazoa; Chordata; Aves; Galliformes; Numididae. Gene Ontology annotation, cellular component: cytoplasm.